Messenger RNA from Limanda limanda (common dab), 3054 nucleotides. RefSeq names its product discs, large (Drosophila) homolog-associated protein 2b (gene dlgap2b). NCBI's taxonomy places the organism in Eukaryota, Metazoa, Chordata, Actinopteri, Pleuronectiformes, Pleuronectidae. The transcript is spliced from 10 exons. Gene Ontology annotation, biological process: signaling. The coding region runs from base 64 to 3054 and encodes 996 amino acids. The record is from RefSeq and is a predicted model, not a curated record. Gene Ontology annotation, cellular component: glutamatergic synapse; postsynaptic specialization. Gene Ontology annotation, molecular function: molecular adaptor activity.
UUUUCACCUUGGUCCCCGUCUCGAAAGUUCAAUGAAGGCAGACGCCUCCCUCCGGCCAGGAACAUGAAGGGCUUAUCGGGCAGCCGCUCCCAGCACCAGAUCCCUUUACCCCAUGGCUUGGACUACGACCCCCACAUCCAUGACCUCCAUGCUCACCAUGGCGCUGACUCCCGCCACCAGUCCUACCUGCUCAGCCCCACGGAGAGCUGCCCCAUGGACUUCCACCACCGCUACUCGCCGCGCAGCUCCAUCCACUCUGACUGCAUGAUCAUGGGGCCGGUCAUGAUGCCUCCAGCUGCCGUGUCCGAACACAUCUCCAGCAGCACCUUCCCCAGAAUGCACUACAGCUCACAGUAUUACGACUCAGCCACCCGGGACGACUGCGCUGCCAUCACAGCCUCUGCCACCUCCCCAGCCGUCGCUGCCGCUGCCGCCGCGGCCGCUGCCUCCGCCCACCACGCCGGCAACAAGAGCAACCGCCUUCCUGCUAACCUUAUAGACCAGUUUGAAAAACAAAUGCCACUACACCGUGACGGCUUCCACACAUUACAGUACCAGCGCACCUCCACCACCACCGAGCAACGCAGCGAGAGUCCCGGCCGCAUCAGGCACCUUGUUCAUUCUGUCCAGAAGCUCUUCACAAAGUCUCACUCCCUGGAGGGCUCGUCCAAGAUGAACGGCACAAAAGGUGAUAGUGGAGGAGGUGGAGGAGGAACGGGAAGUUAUCACCAUCACGGCCACCACUCCACCAAACACGGUAGCAAGAGGAGCAAGAGCAAAGAGCGCAAGCACCGCUCGGGUGGCUGGUGGAGCUCCGACGACAAUCUGGAUAGUGACAGCACCUACCGCACGCCCAGUGUCAUGUCGCGGCACCACGGGGAACACGUCAGCCACUGUUACCCGGAAUCCAUGCACAGCCACCACUUUGGAGACCUGUCGCUAAAGACCUCUAAGAGUAACAAUGAUGUCAAGUGCUCGGCCUGUGAGAGCAUGGCCAUGGCGCCUGAGGGCAAAUUCAUGAAGAGGAGCUCCUGGUCGACACUGACAGUCAGCCAGGCGAAGGAGGCCUACAGGAAGUCAUCGCUCAAUCUAGAGAAACCCAUAAUGCAUAUGGACCUCAAGCCUUCACGGACAUGUCACUACCUGCAGGUUCCCCAGGACGAGUGGAGUGGUUACCCCGGCGACAAAGACGAGGAGAUCCCCUGUCGGCGGAUGCGCAGCAGCAGCUACGUCAAAGCUAUGGGAGAGGUGGAUGAUGAAAGUGGCGACUCUGACACCAGCCCCAAGACCUCCCCCCAGAAGGCCGUGCGGCCUGACGCUCUAGUCCUCAAAUCAGCCAUGCAGAGAGCCCAUUUCGACCCCCACAGCCAGGGCUACCACUUGCAAACCACAAGAGAAAUGCGGCCCCACCCUAGUGUCACGCUGGACCCCGCCUCCUUCCACCCGCCGCCCUUCCGAUCUCGCAACCAGAGCUACAUGCGCGCAGUCAGCACCCUCAGUCAGGCUAGCUGCGUCAGCCAGGUGAGUGAGACUGAGGUCAAUGGCCAGUUUGAGUCAGUUUGCGAGUCCGUUUUUAGUGAAGUAGAAUCCCAGGCCAUGGAGGCCUUGGACCUGCCUGGUUCGUUCCGCACUCGAAGCCACAGUUACCUCCGUGCAAUUCAGGCUGGUUAUUCCCAAGAUGACGACUGCUUGCCUUCAAUGACAUCCUCCACUGUCACUUCAACUCUCAGAUCCACAACAGCGGUAUCAUAUCCUCCUAGUUACAAGAAGACUCCACCUCCUGUGCCCCCGCGCUCCACCACCAAGCCUCUUAUCUCUGUGACAGCCCAGAGCAGUACAGAGUCCACCCAAGAUGCCUACCAGGAGGGCAGGCAUCCACGGGGCGGUCUGUGGACCACGGACAGCCUCGGCCGUCCCAUCUACAGCUCCACGGACAGCCUGGACAGCACCAAGGCGGUCACCAUGGCCAUGGAGUCAGCAGCAGGCAAGAGGCACGCAUCCUCGGGCAGCCACACCUCCGUCCAGACAUGCGACAAAGCAGUGCUGGUGUCCAAGGCCGAGGAGUACCUCAAAACCCCACGUUCCUCCAUCGGGAUACAGGUGGAAACUGUGACCGACUCGGAGUCAGAAAGUAAAGCCCUUCCUCAGUUCCAUUCAAUCGGGAUCCAGGUGGAGGAUCACAAACGGCAUGGGCGGUUCAAGCGCUCAAACAGCGUGACCACUGCUGUGCAAGCAGACAUGGAGCUGGAGGGCUUUCCCUCCAUGGAGGACAAGGGCCUGCAGUUUGGCGGCGGCUUCGGUCGCCACUCGGAGCCGAGCACGCCGACGCAGUACGGGGCCAUCCGCACGGUGCGCACGCAGGGCCUGUUCAGCUACAGGGAGGACUACCGGCCGUCCAGUGGGCCGUCCAGUCCGCAGCCCGAGCCCUGGCUGGUGGGGCCCGGCAUGGACGGCACCGAGGCCGGCCGCGUGUCCCCCCUCCGCAGGGACGGCAGCUGGUUCAUGCAGCUCCUCCACAAUGAAACCAAGCGGCUGGAGGGAUGGUGCAAAGAGAUGGAGAGAGAAGCAGAGGAACACGACAUGUCGGAGGAGAUUCUUGGAAAAAUCCGGAGCGCAGUGGGAAGUGCUCAGCUGCUAAUGUCUCAAAAGUUUCAGCAGUUUUACUGGUUAUGUCAGCAGAAUCUGGACCCCAGUGCCAUGCCCAGACCCACAUCUCAGGACCUGGCUGGAUUCUGGGACCUGCUGCAGCUUUCCAUCGACGACGUCACUGCCAAGUUCGAUGAGCUGCAGCAGAUCAAGAGCAACGAGUGGCAGCUGGUGGAGAGUCCGGAGAAGAAGGAGCGGAAGUGGCCCCCACCCCUGCCCAAGCGGCCAGCCAAGGGCCACGGUGUUAUAACGCGGGAGCGCUCUCUGGACCUUCAGGACCGCCAGCGGCACGAAGCCCGGAGACGCCUCCUGGCUGCCAAACGAGCAGCUUCUUUCAGACAGAACUCAGUCACCGAGAGGGCGGACAGUAUCGAGAUCUACAUCCCAGAGGCCCAGACCCGGCUUUGA